ACAUUUAAGGUUAUGUUCCAUGUAUUAUGUACAUGUGUUGUAAACCUAAUUUUUUUACAAAAUUUUUCACAAUGAAUACUCGUUCAAAAGCUAAUAAAAAAUCUACAAUCGUAAUAAAUAAAAAAAAUUCGAUUGCAGAAAGAAAACAUAAAUUAUCUACUGCAGAAUCACCUGAUAAAAGUAAUAAAAAAAUAACUGAUAAAGACGUAUCAAAGUAUUUCGUUACAGAAAUUCAAGAACCUAAUGAAAAAGUAAUUAAAAGAGAACGUAAACCUAUAAAAAUAGAAAUUAAGCAGGAUAAUGAAUCAAAGGAAAUUGAGAAUUCCUGUGAAAAAAACCAACUCAAACAAUGGGCUCCAUAUAAUUGGGAAAAAACUUUUGAUUUAAUUCGAGAAAUGAGAAAGUAUCAUACAGCACCUGUUGACAAUCAAGGCUGUGAUAAAUGUUCAGAUAAAGAUGCAGAUCCAAAAGUAACUCGUUUUCAAGUCUUGGUAUCAUUGAUGCUGAGUAGUCAAACAAAAGAUCAAAUAAACUUUGCAGCAAUGGAACGUCUUAAAAAACAUGGUUGUACACCACAGAUUCUGUUGAAUACAUCAGAUACUACACUAGGUGAACUCAUUUAUCCCGUUGGGUUUUGGAAGAGAAAAGUUCAAUACAUAAAAAAAGUCGCUGCGAUAUUACUUAAACAAUAUGAUGGAGAUAUUCCAAGUACCAUUGAAGACCUCUGCGCUUUACCAGGUGUUGGUCCAAAAAUGGGACAUUUAUGCAUGCAGGUUGCUUGGAACAAAGUAACUGGGAUUGGAGUCGAUACCCAUGUUCAUAGAAUAUGCAAUCGAUUAGAAUGGGUUAAAACAUCUACAAAAACACCUGAAGAUACUAGAAAACAAUUAGAAUUAUGGUUACCAAAAGAUUUAUGGCCUGAAAUAAAUCAUUUACUUGUUGGAUUUGGACAAGUAAUUUGCUUGCCUGUACGUCCGAAAUGUCAAGAAUGUUUAAAUAAAAAUUUUUGUCCUUUUUUCAAAAAAACAAAUAUCAAAGUAACAUAACAUAUUAAGGUAUAUAAAUUUACAUUUAUUCUGAAAAAACUUUUUUUUAUAUAAUAAAUUAUUUUAAUAUGCAAAUAUAAUUUUUCUA
This is a messenger RNA of Chelonus insularis, 1134 nucleotides long. RefSeq names its product Nth-like DNA glycosylase 1 (gene Nthl1). Gene Ontology annotation, cellular component: nucleus. The record is from RefSeq and is a predicted model, not a curated record. The transcript is spliced from 2 exons. Gene Ontology annotation, molecular function: 4 iron, 4 sulfur cluster binding; DNA-(apurinic or apyrimidinic site) endonuclease activity; oxidized pyrimidine nucleobase lesion DNA N-glycosylase activity. NCBI's taxonomy places the organism in Eukaryota, Metazoa, Arthropoda, Insecta, Hymenoptera, Braconidae. Gene Ontology annotation, biological process: nucleotide-excision repair; base-excision repair, AP site formation; base-excision repair. Bases 27 to 1046 code for a protein of 339 amino acids.